Molecule: messenger RNA, 801 nt
Organism: Volvox carteri f. nagariensis
Lineage: Eukaryota; Viridiplantae; Chlorophyta; Chlorophyceae; Chlamydomonadales; Volvocaceae
Exons: 7
Coding region: 1-801 (266 amino acids)
Source: RefSeq, a predicted model, not a curated record
AUGGCAGGGACAUCGGAGUUACCCUUAGAAGUAUCGUCCGACACAGAGGACGAUGACCAGGUCCUCGACAGAGACUUGGUGCUCGGGCGAGUUGCGGACCAUCGGGGAGCAAGGAGUGACAGUCUACCCCGUCCACCUCCGAGUGCUACUGUGAGCAUGGAGCCUCCCCAGCUUACGGGCGCGCUGGGCAACGAGAGUGGCGCGAUUCUGACUCUCCUUCUGCGUGCUGGAGGUGCCACCCUGGCGACCGAGGACUUCUGGUGUCGGAGGGCCCUCCAUUUGCCGACUCCAUUGUCGGCAAUUGAAGUACUUUACGCACGCAUGGUCCUCGUGUUGCUACAGUGUCCGUAUUGCGGGACUUCCGAGAUGGUCAUCAGUGGACGCAUGUACGGCACGAACCAGUACAAGCCUGCCGUGCAUGUCAACUGCAGUCGCCCUCACUGUGGCUGUAGGGCGUGUGGAGCGACCGCCCAGGUCGCGCCGGUGGAGCUCGCGUACACACAGACGGGCGCGGUGCCCUAUUUCCCCUUCUUCUUGUGCGCUCGGGCGCAAGCUUCUUUCAGUCUCGCCCCAGUCGUCACCAACGUGGGCGGAGGCCAGUACUGCUUCACCCUGCUGGCCGUACCUUGCAACAAAACAUGCUGCAAUGUCCCGUUGAAGAAAAUUGAGUUCAACGUGUACAGCAGCUGCUUGGUCCCUGGCGCCUCCGUAUCGGCAACUGUCAACGGUGUCCCACAGCAGUCAGUCCCUCAUUUGAUCGGCCCCAAGAUGGUCCGCCGGGUAGCAGCAUUCUGCGAGUGA